Funneliformis caledonium is the source of this 241-nucleotide messenger RNA. The record is from the annotation of a GenBank genome assembly. NCBI's taxonomy places the organism in Eukaryota, Fungi, Glomeromycota, Glomeromycetes, Glomerales, Glomeraceae.
AUGGACGUGGACCCUGAUAGCAAUGUAGCACUCAUGAAUGUACUAUUAUCAGGUGGAGAGCAAAGAUCGUCCAAGACUACUAGGGUCACUAAAAAAACUUCUAACCAAGCAACCAACCCUGACAAUUCCGAAAAUAUGGAUGACUCAGAACUUUCUAGCAGACAAAUCCAACACCCUUUAUGUGAGAAAUGCUCCGAAGAGAUUUCUAUAGAAUUUACGAAAGAUACUGUCUUUUUGUCGU